This is a messenger RNA of Drosophila obscura, 3517 nucleotides long. RefSeq names its product regulator of telomere elongation helicase 1 homolog (gene Rtel1). The transcript is spliced from 7 exons. NCBI's taxonomy places the organism in Eukaryota, Metazoa, Arthropoda, Insecta, Diptera, Drosophilidae. Gene Ontology annotation, cellular component: nucleus. Gene Ontology annotation, biological process: DNA replication; DNA recombination; negative regulation of DNA recombination. Gene Ontology annotation, molecular function: DNA polymerase binding; ATP binding; hydrolase activity, acting on acid anhydrides, in phosphorus-containing anhydrides. The record is from RefSeq and is a predicted model, not a curated record. The coding region runs from base 409 to 3399 and encodes 996 amino acids.
GUCUUCCUCUUGUGCUGCUCCAGCGCCAUACAACCUCGCCGUUCAAACGGUAAAAACUGAAUGAGCCUCCGCGAUUGUUGAUGUUUAUCGAUUCUCGAGCAGCUGACUGGGCUGCCAGAGCACCAGCAUCUAUCAGAGCUGUCUCUGCCCCGAUUGCCAUCAACUAAUACGCAAACAGCAAACAAAACGCGUUAAUAUGCAACAAAAAUAGUGAAACUGUCGUAUUAAUUGCGUCCUGGAGCAGUUCUGUUUGUUUAUUUCCGCAGUACGCCUUCCCACCUACCAUAUUCCGAGUCUGGCAAACAGCUGUUUGGUGGCCUAUCGAAACACAUUUGCUCGCCGCUUUGGCGCGCGAAAAACCUCGGGGGCAUAUAAUCACGGAACAACACCAAACAGAGCGCAGACAAAAUGCCGGAGAGUGUGAUUGCCGGCAUACCGGUGCAUUUUCCCUUCGAGCCGUACGAUGUGCAGCGUGCCUAUAUGGAGAAGGUGAUCAUUUGCCUGCGGGAUGGCACAAACGGCGUCCUCGAGUCGCCAACGGGCACCGGCAAGACGCUGAGUCUGCUCUGCGCCUCCCUGGCCUGGAUACGCACGCGACAGUCGGAGCACCAGCAGCAGAUGAUUAAGCUGAAGGCGACCAGCAAGGAAGGUGGAUCCGGUCCGGGCGGAGAUCUUAGCGAGCUGGCCAUGACCGUGGGCAAGGCGAACAAUUGGGGCGUACCGAAGGUGAUCUACGCCUCGCGCACCCACUCCCAGCUGAGCCAGGCCAUGCGCGAGCUAAAGCGGACCGCCUACGCGAACAUGCGGUCGGUGGUGCUGGGCUCGCGGGACCAGCUGUGCAUCCACCCGGAGGUGAUGAAGGAGCAGGGCAACUCCAACAAGGUGAACCUCUGCAAGCUGCGCGUCCACUCGAAAACCUGCUCCUUCCAGCUGCGCGUCGAGUCGAAGAAGGACCAUCCGGACUUCCGUGGGCCCAGCAUCAUGGAUAUCGAGGAUCUGGUGAGGGUCGGCCAGAAGCUAAAGAUGUGCCCCUACUUUGCCUCCAAGGAGCUGGUCGCCCAGGCGGACAUCACGUUUAUGCCGUACAACUAUCUGCUGGACCCGAAGGCGCGCAAGGCCAACAAGAUUGAGCUGGGGAAUACGAUCGUAAUCCUGGACGAGGCGCACAACAUCGAGAAGAUCUGCGAGGAGUCCGCCUCGGUGCAGAUACGCUCCUCCGAUGUGGCCAUGGCCAUCGAGGAUGUCACGCACAUCAUGAAGGUCUUCACCAGCGGCGAAUCGCAGGACGCUGGCGGCGAUGAACCCAAAGACUUUACCCUGGACGAUCUCACGCUGCUCAAGGAGAUGCUCCUCGAGCUGGAGAAGGCCAUCGAUGCAGUGGUGGUCGAUAAUCCCACGGAUGGCACCACCUAUCCCGCCUCCCUGAUGUACGAGCUGCUCGGCAAGGCGAACUUCACGUACGGCAACUGCGCCACCAUUGUGGCGCUGCUGGACAAGCUGGUGCAGUAUCUGAUGGUCGCCUCGCAGCACAUGACCAUCCGCAAGGGUGGCACCUUCUUGAUGCUCAGCGAUCUGCUGACCAUUGUGUUCGCCAACAAGGAGAGCAUCAUGAGCAAGGUCCAUCUCAGCUUCAAGGUGCACGUGCAGGUGGAGGAGGCCAACAAGCAGCAGGGCAAGGGUGGCGCAGCGCCCCAGGGCAAGCCCCAGCAGGGCUGGCUAAGCAAGGGCAACAUCACGACGACGGGCGUCAGCAACAAGGCGGCGAAGAUAGUCAAUUUCUGGUGCUUCAAUCCCGGCUUUGGCAUGGAGCAGCUGCUCAACACCCAGGUGCGCAGCGUCAUCCUAACCAGCGGCACGCUGGCACCCCUAAAACCGUUGAUCGCCGAGCUGGCCAUACCGGUGGCCCAGCAUCUGGAGAAUCCCCACAUAGUCGACCAGUCGCAGGUCUAUGUGAAAAUCAUUGGCACUGGCCCGGACCGACAGCAGUUGAUAUCCAAUUUUAAGAAUCGGGACAAUCCCAAGUACAUUAGCUCGCUGGGCCAGACUAUUCUGAAUGUGUCGCGCAUCGUGCCGGACGGACUGCUGGUGUUCUUUCCCUCCUAUCCGAUGCUGAACAAAUGCGUGGACGCAUGGCAAGCCAGCGGCCUGUGGGCGGACAUCUCGUGCAAGAAGCCCAUUUUCCUGGAGCCACGCGGCAAGGAUCAGUUCACCAGCACCAUGGAGGAGUUCUAUCAGGCGAUACGCGACUCCAAGGGUGCCGUUUUCAUGGCCGUCUGUCGGGGCAAAGUGUCCGAGGGCCUGGACUUUGCCGAUCGCAAUGGACGGGCCGUCAUCAUCACUGGGCUGCCCUUUCCCCCGCUUAAGGACCCCAAGGUGAUACUGAAACGGCGGUACCUGGAGGCGAAUCGCACCAAGGAGAACCAGCUGCUCAGCGGCCAGGAAUGGUACAACUUGGAUGCCACGCGAGCCGUCAAUCAGGCAAUUGGUCGCGUCAUUCGGCAUCGGAACGACUACGGUGCCAUUCUGCUGUGCGACUCGCGUUUCCAGGACGCAUCCCAGGUCCAGCAGCUAUCCAAAUGGAUACGCGGCCAUCUGGGUGCGCGGCCGCAGAGCUCGCCGUUUGGUCCCAUUGUGCGCGAGCUGCGGCAGUUUUUCAAGAAUGCCGAGCAAACGAUGAAGCAGCCGGAUGUGCGGGAGGAGGAACAGCCACUGAUGAACGUCUGCAAAGUGGAGGAGGAUGAGCCGCUGCCUGUCAUACCGACAAUCAAACGAGAUCCAGGAAACAAUGCCACAUUCCGCAAGGCCAACGAAACGGCCAUAAAGGUGGAGAUGGCCAACUCUAUCAAUUCGUGGACACCGGCAGACUAUGCCAGCGCCGCGGGUCGUACCCUGGGCCAUGCAGCACCCAAUGCCAUGGAUUUUAUGAGUCGCCUGGACUCGAAUGUCUCGAGCAUAGACUUCAACUGCAGUGAGAAUGGCAGCAGCAGCAGCAGCGGCAACGGCAGUGGUCUCGUGAAGAUCCAUAAAAGGGAGCGCAGCUCACCCAGCGCCAACGAUUCAGUCGCCACACAAGCCACUAAAAAGCGCUACAAAUUGGUGGAAAAUAUCAAAACGGAGCCCAGCAGUCAGAGUCAGGCGAAGGUGGCGCCCGUAUCGCGGGCAGACUUUCUGCGCGAGCUACGGAGUGUCGUCAAUCAAGAUCAAUUUCGGGAUUUUGGCAAAGUGCUGAUUGAAUACAAAAACGGCACCGACGAGAAUUUCGAGGCCCUGAUGGCUGUGCUCCUGGAGAUUCUGUCGGCACCCAAAAUGCGUUACCUUCUCCUGGGCAUGCGUCGUUUUCUGAGGAACGAGCACAAGGCCGAGUUCGAUGUGCGACUCGCCAACCUCAAUUUAGCCUAACAAUCCAUGUCCAAAUGAAUGAAUCCUUCGAUUCAGUAUUCAAAAUUGUGUGUUCAAAGAGCGGCGGGGGCAGGGGACCUUUAUAUCUUGUAAUUUAGUUUUUGUUGCUGUCUUUUUU